Plasmopara halstedii is the source of this 1088-nucleotide messenger RNA. RefSeq lists its product as uncharacterized. NCBI's taxonomy places the organism in Eukaryota, Oomycota, Peronosporomycetes, Peronosporales, Peronosporaceae. The record is from RefSeq and is a predicted model, not a curated record. The transcript has a single exon. Bases 86 to 277 code for a protein of 63 amino acids.
AUGAUUGAUAGACCAGGUUAUGGCUUAACGAUGCGUUUGUGGAGACUUAUGUAAAACAUUAGUGACCAGCAAUCCCCUGAAUUAAAUGAUACUUGAGUACGGCUUUUCAUCCUGCAUAUGCAAAUUAAAGGAUGAUGAGAUCGAAUCUAGCCAUAACCUUUUUCCACAUGUCGUCUAUUCAAUGCUCUGGCAAAUAUCAAAGUGUAAGUCAAAGCGUAUCGCCGAAUGGUCUUCAAAACAGAGGCAACAAGGCAUUAAAAUUCAGUCGACAAGUUAAUUUGACUUGUUCACCAGCCAUUGUAACAAUAAUAUCUUUGCUUGAUAACUUUAUGCUCGAAACUUGUUGCUGACCAAGUUGAAUUUUUUGACAGCUAGUAUUCAUUAUGCGAUGCGUCUAAUCUAAAUCGCUUCUAUAUCGACGUCAACUCCAUCGUUCCAAUCAAUAAAACCACCAUUGUCCUGCAGAUAUCUAUGCUCCUUUAGAUUUGUGCUCGUUUAGAUCAGCAUAACAACUCAAAUUACUAAAACGCCAUCGCUUUUGUAAUUAGAAUUGAUCUUUCCACACUCGGCAAUUAAAAUUAGCCAAAGCAAAUCCACAGCCAUCUCUGUAUUCAAUUUUCAUUAGGACGGCGAUCCCCAGCAAGCAACUCUGCGCCGGAUUGGCCUAGUGAAUCUGUAAAGUAUAAGCACUUAAGCUGUUGAAGCCACCGAUCGACUAUUCGGAGGACUCAAAACAUGGCUUGAAUCGCAAAACAUCUUAGAUAUCGAUUUCGACGGAUGAUUGCCACAAACUUCACUAAAAAUCAACAAAAUGCUCAGUCACGAUAAGUCUAGUCGGUAACAAAUUUUAUUACGUGGAAAUUCUACUGUUGUAUCAAUUGCAUAAUACAUGGAAGCUACAACACUGACGUAUAGCAUAAUCGUGUUGUCUUCAGUCUCUACAAAAAGGUAGUGUACACUUGUUGUUCGAGCUUAGCGCGAUAGAGGUUGCAGCUAUUUAGUUAAUCGUCGAGUACUGACAUAGAGCUGAUUGGACUAAUACUCAAAAUAGUGACUUGAUAGUAAAUUAGUCCAUUGAUAAAUAUGAG